AUGCACCUUAAGCUCGGUGAAGUUUCCCACGUUGUCGUUUCUUCCCCGGAGGCUGCAAAAGAGAUGUUGAGAACUCAAGAUUCCAACUUUUCGCAAAGGCCAUUUCUCCUCGCGGCAAGCAAGUCUUUUGGCUUGGAUAUUGCAUUCGCUCCUUAUGGAGAUUAUUGGAGACAUCUUCGGAGAGUUUGCACACAAGAACUUCUGACCCUUAAACGUGUCCACUCCUUCCAAUCAAUUCGGGAAGAAGAAGUGUCGAAUCUCAUUCGAUUUCUACAUUCGAAUGGAGGGCGUGUCGUUAACCUUAGCGAAAAGUUGUUUUCCUUGACGUACUCCAUCACGGCAAGAUCGGCUUUUGGGAAGCAAUGUGAGGAGCAAGAGGAGUUCAUAGCUAUUGUCCACGAGAUUCUAAAGGUUGGUGGGGGCUUCAAUCUUUGUGAUGUCUUUCCUUCACAACAUUGGCUUCGUUGGAUUAGUGGCAUGGAGAAGAAGCUAGAGAGGAUUUUCGAAAAGUUUGAUCAAGUACUUGAAAACAUAAUUGAUGAAGCUAAAGAAGACAAGGCAAUGAGAAACAAUAAUAUUGAUGAUCAUUAUAAGGAUGCAGCAGCUGAAAGUUUGUUGGAUAUUCUCUUGAAUCUUCAGGGAAACGAUGAUCUUGGAUUCUUGUUGGAGACUAGAAACAUCAAAGCGAUUAUCCUGGAUAUAUUUGUUGGUGGGAGUGACACAUCAUCUACAGUCAUGGAAUGGGCAAUGCUAGAGAUGUUGAAGAACCCAAGACUCAUGGAAAAGGCACAAGCAGAGCCGGAGAGAUUCUACCCAGAAAGGUUUGUUGAGAGCUCGGUUGAUUUCAAAGGGACUGAUUAUGAGUUCAUCCCAUUUGGUGCUGGGAGGAGGAUGUGUCCUGGUAUACCAUUUGCAAUGGAAAAUAUUAAGUUUUCUCUUGCACAAUUGUUGUUCCAUUUUGAUUGGAAAUUACCGGAUGGGAUUAGCAAAGAGAAUUUGGUUAUGAGUGAGAGUUUUGGUUUGACUGUGAGAAGAAAAGGGGAUCUUCACUUGGUUCCAAUUCCUUGCAAUAUGUAA
This is a messenger RNA of Morus notabilis, 1077 nucleotides long. RefSeq names its product cytochrome P450 71D11-like. Bases 1 to 1077 code for a protein of 358 amino acids. Lineage: Eukaryota; Viridiplantae; Streptophyta; Magnoliopsida; Rosales; Moraceae. The transcript is spliced from 3 exons. Gene Ontology annotation, molecular function: monooxygenase activity; iron ion binding; oxidoreductase activity, acting on paired donors, with incorporation or reduction of molecular oxygen. The record is from RefSeq and is a predicted model, not a curated record.